This is a messenger RNA of Caenorhabditis angaria, 1333 nucleotides long. NCBI's taxonomy places the organism in Eukaryota, Metazoa, Nematoda, Chromadorea, Rhabditida, Rhabditidae. The record is from the annotation of a GenBank genome assembly.
AUGUCAGCUGGACCACUAAUAGAAAGAAACCAAGAUGCCACAAUUUAUGUUGGUGGAUUGGAUGAAAAAGUGUCAGAAGCUGUUUUAUGGGAAUUAAUGGUACAAGCUGGACCUGUUGUUAGUGUAAACAUGCCAAAAGAUCGAGUUACUGCAAAUCAUCAAGGUUUUGGAUUUGUUGAAUUUAUGGGAGAAGAAGAUGCUGAUUAUGCGAUGAAAAUAUUGAAUAUGAUUAAAUUAUAUGGAAAACCUAUAAAGGUUGGUGAUUUUAAUUAAAUCUAUAAACAAUAAAUAUCAUUUUUUGUAGGUAAACAAAGCAGCAGCACAUGAGAAAAAUAUGGAUGUUGGAGCAAAUAUUUUUGUCGGAAAUUUGGAUUCAGAAGUCGAUGAAAAAUUGUUAUAUGAUACAUUCAGUGCGUUUGGAGUCAUUUUGCAAGUUCCAAAAAUUAUGAGAGAUGUUGAUUCGGGGACAUCAAAAGGAUUCGCUUUUAUCAAUUUUGCUUCUUUUGAAGCUUCUGACACUGCUCUCGAAGCAAUGAAUGGACAAUUUUUGUGUAAUAGGUGAGUUUUUUAAAUAACAAAAAAAUUUCUUUAAUACAAAUUUCAAUUUCAGGGCAAUUACUGUUUCAUAUGCUUUCAAACGAGAUUCAAAAGGAGAAAGACACGGAACAGCCGCGGAAAGAAUGUUGGCUUCGCAAAAUCCACUUAUUCCAAAAGACAGACCUCAUCAAGUAUUUUCGGAUGUUCCACUUGGAAUGACAACAGCUACACCACUUGCGAUGCCUGGUGUACAAGCGGCAAUUGCGGCACACGCAACAGGUCGACCAGUUUAUCAACCACCAUCGUUAAUGGCUAUUGGAACAGGUUAUCCAGGGCAAUACCCACCAGUUCCGCCUCCUCCCCCACCACAAUCAGCCACACCGAUGCUUCCAACACCUGGAAUGACACCAAGACCCCCUCCGCCCCCGUCUUCUGGUGGAAUGUGGCCACCUCCGCCACCGCCACCUGGACGAACACCUGCACAACCAUCAAGAUUUGGAAUGCCGCCAGGAAUGCCACCCCCACCGCCUUCAUCUGCUAUGCGGUAAGCGAAAAAUUAAUACAUACUAAAAAACACAAUUUUGUGGAACUUGUAAAAGUUUUGCAGAAAUAUUGAUAUCUAAAAAAAAUAUCCGAAUUUUUCUACAGAUUCCCUGGAGGAAUGCCUCCACUUCCACCUCGAUUUGGUUCAACAGGUCCAAAUGCAUCAUUUCCUCCGCCGCCUCCGCCAAGUCGACCACCAGCUCCGCCAUCUUCUGGAUUACAUCCAGUUCCACCACCUCCACCUCCAUCCUAA